Monoraphidium neglectum is the source of this 735-nucleotide messenger RNA. RefSeq names its product S-adenosylmethionine carrier protein. NCBI's taxonomy places the organism in Eukaryota, Viridiplantae, Chlorophyta, Chlorophyceae, Sphaeropleales, Selenastraceae. The record is from RefSeq and is a predicted model, not a curated record. The coding region runs from base 1 to 735 and encodes 244 amino acids. Gene Ontology annotation, molecular function: S-adenosyl-L-methionine transmembrane transporter activity. Gene Ontology annotation, cellular component: mitochondrial inner membrane. The transcript is spliced from 6 exons.
AUGUUCAUGGCGACUGGCAGCGGCGGCAGCAGCCCUGCGGCGUGGCGCGUGGUGCUCGCCAACCUCCUGGCGGGCGCGGUUGCAGGCUGUGCGGUGGAGGGAGCCCUCUACCCCAUCGAUACGAUCAAGACCCGCCUGCAAGCGAUGAUCGGCGGCGGCGGCUUCAAGGCUCUCAUAGAGUCUGGCGGCGGCCGGGGCCUCUACGCGGGCGUGUGGGGUAACCUGGCUGGCGUGGUCCCCAGCAGCGCGCUGUUCAUGUCGGUCUACGAGCCGGUCAAGCAGAUGGUGUACCGUCGCACCGGGGACGAGGAGUCCUUCUGGGGCCCCGUCCUGGCGGGCGUCGCGGCCGGCGCUGCGGCGAGCCUCACGCGCGUGCCGACAGAGGUGGUCAAGCAGCGGCUGCAGACGCGGGAGUUUGCGGGCGCCAUCACCGCGCUCCGCACUAUCCUGGCUAAGGAGGGCGUGAGGGGCCUGUACGCCGGUUACGGCGCAUUCCUGCUGCGCGACCUCCCAUUCGACGCCAUCGAAUUCGUGGCAUACGAGCAGUUCAAGCAGGCGGCGAAGCGCACGCUCAAGCGGGACCCCAACGCGGUGGAGGUAUCUCUGAUUGGCGCCCUGGCCGGCGGCUUCACCGGUGAGACGCGUCACAUGCCGCAGCGGCCGCCGCCUCGUCGCAAACGGCGGGCGCACCCGCUUGGGCGCAAGGGGGCGUGCGGUUUCGGGUUUCUUUCAUGA